ACCGCCGGCGGGGUUGGACGAAACGUCGCUGACUGCCUGUCUCGUCUGCGUACGAACCCCUUGCUAGUGUCAGUGGUCGGAGCGCAAGAAUACCAUACCACUCUUCUCGACAAAAUGCAGCACAUGGAUCGUUCGGGCAUUGAAAUCGUUCCUGAUGCAAGAACAGCCACCGGCGUCAUCAUGCUUGACAACAAUGGCGAGUGUCAGUGUAUGGUGGCAGACAUGGGUGUCCAUGACCGACUACAGCCACAACAGGUGGAAAACCAUAGGCAAAGUCUUGCAACUGCUCCCCUCGUCAUUAUGGAUUGCAACGUUCCCUUCGAGACCAUGGAACAUACGCUGGACAUCUGCUUAGAACAUCGAGUACCAGAUUGA
Messenger RNA from Uloborus diversus, 375 nucleotides. RefSeq names its product pseudouridine kinase-like. Lineage: Eukaryota; Metazoa; Arthropoda; Arachnida; Araneae; Uloboridae. The record is from RefSeq and is a predicted model, not a curated record. The coding region runs from base 115 to 375 and encodes 86 amino acids. The transcript is spliced from 4 exons.